AUGAAGGCCUAUAACUCUGACAACAUUGGAUUGUCCUCCACACUCUCUGUCCACCUCUUCUCAGAUGACUGUGGUAAUGAGGGCAAUGCCUUGCUGCGGAGCUGCCACCAGGUGAUGCGCAGCGAGUUCUUCUCCCCAGACGACCUGUGCUCCAACCUACCGUUCUGGUGUAACUGGACCAUCCAGGUAGACCCUGGUAAACGUGUGCUCCUCCAUCUAGAGGACUUCACCCAGUCAGAUGCAUGCAGCGGGAAGCUGGACCAGAUCCACCUGGAUGAGCCCCUGGGGGGUCACAGGAUCCUGGAGAAGUGUUGGCGUGAGGCCAAGUACAGGUCCCUCUCCAACAUCCUCCAUGUGGUUCAGCUGAUCAGAGGCAAGCACAGUCCGCCCCACAGGGGCUUCUAUGGGUGUUACGAGGCGUUCGUACCGCCAGUCACGUACAAUGCUUAUGGUGAUACCACCAAAGAAGACAGGAAGUUGAUGACUGAACCAAAAGCGACAGAACUGGAACCCUUUCCCUCUCUGAGAAGUUUCACCAAGUUUCUCCCCAUGACGGGGGGUGAACCUACGGAGGCCAUUUUACUGGAUCAACCCCACCCCGCCAGCUCAGACCAACUGAUGGUGUUUGACUAUUUCGACCAACUCACUUCCUCCUCUGCGUCCAAUGAGCUUCCAACAUGGGAAGCAGAGGAGCCAAUGGUCAGAGAGGGGCCCUUCAAGUUUUAUCCUUUUCAGAGAGAGGAAGAAGACUGGAACAGAGGAAUCUCCGAGGGGACUGAAUUAGAUGAGUCGCUUGACAAAGGAAGACUGGGAAGUGGGUUGAGUGCAGGAGUACUUUACAUCCUCUGGCUGUGUAUUGGGGGUGGGCCAGAAGGGGUGAAGGUUCACAGGACCCUGCACCCGGCCCUGCAGGAGCUGUUAGAGGGUGAUGUGAAUGAGUGUGUGACCCAGCUGGUGCUGUGUGACGUCAACGCAGAGUGUGUGAACCGCUUUGGUUCCUAUGCAUGCCGAUGCCACUCCGGGUUCGAGGACAUGUCUAGGCUGGGCUCAGGAGGAACCAUUUGCGUGGACACCAAGGCCGCUGGUGUGGACCCCCACAAUGAGUUGACGAUUACGAUAGAUCAGCAUAGUCCUGAGCAGCAGCACUGUAACACUGGCUGUAAUUCGGAACAGUCCAGCGGGAUGAUCAAAGGCACACGUGGUGUGUUUCUUGUUCAGCUUCCCCAUCCUGCUGCUCCUCUGUACCGUGGGCGUGCUGUACCACCGCCACCACCGGGGGGCCUUCCUGGUCCACUGUCGGCGCAGCAGCCUCGGGAGCAUCCCCCCUCCUGACUGCAAAAACAGUUCCAUCCGCACCAACUCGGAGCUGCCCCCACCCAUACGGCGCCCUAAGGAGAGCUGGGCUCGCCCUAAGGACUGCUGCCCCUCGGUGGACCUGCCCUUGCUGCGCUUCAGCCCCCUGCUGCCUCUUGAUGGGUACAUGGAGCCAGGGGAGGGUGUCAAGCUUUGAAGAGAAGAUUACUUUGUGGUUGUCCUGCAUGUGCAAUGAAAACAUUGAGACUCUAUUCUGGGCAGGUUGACUUCACUGUUUCAUGAGUUCAUUCUUUGCCUUUCCUCUCAUGAUGAAAUAACUUAUUACUGUAGUAUGACAUUAUCUUUGUGUGUAGUUUGGAUAUGAUGUAUUCUUUGGCUCAUUGUUUCUAGUAUAUUUCAGUAAUUGUCAUUUUCCAUGAUUGGGAAGAUUGUCUAUGCUCUCCACACAAGGGGAUUCAUUCAUCUUUCCUCCCAAAACAGCUUCACAUCGAUUAAAUAAAUGUUAA
This is a messenger RNA of Oncorhynchus tshawytscha (Chinook salmon), 1820 nucleotides long. RefSeq lists its product as uncharacterized. Lineage: Eukaryota; Metazoa; Chordata; Actinopteri; Salmoniformes; Salmonidae. Gene Ontology annotation, molecular function: calcium ion binding. The transcript has 5 exons. Bases 1 to 1332 code for a protein of 443 amino acids. The record is from RefSeq and is a predicted model, not a curated record.